Molecule: messenger RNA, 351 nt
Organism: Caenorhabditis briggsae
Lineage: Eukaryota; Metazoa; Nematoda; Chromadorea; Rhabditida; Rhabditidae
Exons: 3
Coding region: 1-351 (116 amino acids)
Cellular component (GO): membrane
Source: RefSeq, a predicted model, not a curated record
AUGUUUCUACAAUUGUUCAAAGUUUGGAUAGGAGUUUUUUCCGUUUCCUUUCUUUUUCUUCCAAUUUUGUUGGUGCUGGAUUGGAGGAAAAGAGGAACCGCUGAGGGAUUCAGUUCCGUCGUCUUGAUCAUUCCUAUGAUCAUUCAAGCUUUCUGGCUCCGCCUCGGUUGGAUGACCAACGACACCACUCAGAUCCUAAUCAACUCCAUGAACGUAUCGGUUCUCAGUUGUUACAUUGCCGCUUACGCUUACUAUCAACCUAAAAGAAGACACUUGAAAGCCGCUGGAAACGCGAAGCUGUGGUGUUUCGAUUGGACAACAACAAAAAAUGACAUUUUCUGUUCAAUGUAA